AUGGACGACAACGUUGCCAGAGUCUUCUUGGUUGGAGGAGGUUCAAGGGCUGUCCGUUAUGAUGAUGAGACAACUGUAGAGAGAAUUCUUCAAGUUGUUCUUAAAGGAAUAGGAGUAUCAUCUGUAGCUGCUCCCCAUUUUUCACUUCGCUUAUAUACCACCCUCAGCUCUUCUGGAUCUGGCGAAUCAACAUGGUUGCAUCCGAAACUAUCAAUUUCAAACAUACGACAUGUUUAUGCCAGACAUCUAUACACUCGCCCUAUUUCUGAAGAACUUAAAUUCGAAUUACGACUCCGAUUUAUUCCGCAAUCAGCAUAUGAGCUCCUACUCACAGAAUCAAAGGCUUUUUUCUAUCUACAUGAUCAAGUUUUUGAUGAUUUUCUCUCCCAUGUUGCUUGGAAAAUCAAUCAGGAAACUGCCUUAGAACUUGCUGCUUUGAAGAUUUGCCGAGACUAUUCGGAGAAACAACCGAGAACCUGUGUGGAUCAUAAAAUCGAUAUCGAUGGCAUCGAUAUUGAUUAUGCAAUGCAAACAUUCAUUCCAAAAACAGUUCUCUGUAAUCCCAAUAUAAAACCAUCUGCCCUGAAAAAGCAGCUUCUAAGCUUAUUGAAGAAGUUUGCCGACCUACCAUCCACCGAUUCCCUCCUCCAAUCGCUCACAAUUUUAAUCGAUAUUGUGAAAUUUGAUGUAGAACUGUUCAAAGCCAGUCUUGGAAUUGGCUGGAGCUCACCGAUUGAUCUUCUUGUUGGACCAGAUGUUGGUGUAUCUUACAGAACCAAUGAACGAUGCGAUGUCUGUCGGUUAACUGAGUUACGCUCAGUUCUAGAGAUAACCAUCCGGAAAAUCGAAUCAAGUUCCGAGAAAACUGUUGUUCAAUUGAAACUUUCAGGAAAUGCUCAGCCAUUGUUCAUCACUGUUGCCACUCAAAACAUAGCGGAAUCAUUGGCUCACUUGAUUGAUGGAUACCAAAUGUUAUAUAACCAAGGAGAUUCUGUUUUCAAAAUGAAAGGUUUAGAACGUUGUGAAAGUGUUCAACUACGACAAAACACAUUGCCGAAUUCCCCGAUUGGAAUUGAACCUGACUUGCGAAUAAAGCGAGAAAACGUAACUCUCAAAGAGCUUUUAGGAGGAGGUCAGUUCGGUAAUGUCUAUAAAGGAAUUCUGACUGAGCCCCAUGGCAGAACUAGCACAGUAGCUAUAAAAGUUUGUAAGCUCGAAAACGAACCAGCUGACACACAAUUAGUUCUACAAGAAUCUCAUUUGAUGAAAAGCUUACGUCACGAACACAUAAUUUCAUUAGUGGGCGUCUGCAUGGAUAGUCCAAUGUGGAUUAUUAUGGAACUAGCUCCGCUGGGAGAGCUCCGACAAUAUCUCCAAAACAAUGCGAACGCCUUGGACUUAACUAUCUUGAUACAGUUUUCACAUCAAGUAUCUAACGCUCUCCAGUACUUACACGACAACUCUUUUGUUCAUCGAGAUGUUGCUGCUCGAAAUGUUUUGGUUUCAUCCGCGAAAUGUGUGAAACUAACGGAUUUUGGACUGAGUCGUUCUCUGGACUAUGACGCUGUUUACACAGCUUCUCGUGGAAAACUUCCAAUUAAAUGGUUGGCUCCCGAAUCGAUUAACUUCAGGGAGUUCAGUAUGGCUUCGGAUGUUUGGAUGUUCGGAGUUUGCUUAUGGGAAAUACUUUCUUGGGGAGUUAAGCCAUGGCAAGGAGUGCAAAACGCAGAUGUUAUAUCUAAAAUUGAAGCGGGAUUAAGACCAAAAUGCCCAACAGCUUGCCCACAAGCACUCUACAACUACUUAGAAAGUUAUAUUUGGGCCAUAGAACCAGGCAAACGACCAACAAUGGAUGAAGUAGAAAAAGUUCUGGAGUCAAUACUUCAGCAAAUCAAAUUUGGCACUUCUUUCUCUGAUAUAAAAGUCACGAGGGCGUUGAAGAAUGCUCCGAUAAUACUCACCAAAAUCGAUUCUUUACCCGCUUUAACGUUAUGGAGAACUUUAGAAGAACAGAGAAGGCAGGCUGAAGAGGAUGAGAAGUGGCUGGAAGAACAAGAAGAUUUGGCUUUGUGUUAUCCCGAAGCUUCUUGUUCGGAUAUAAGGAAUGGAAUGUCAUCUCUUAACCUACUUUCUCAUGAAGUUAAUGGAAAUUAUACCAAGAUUCCGCACGAACAAUUGUUUUCUGUGAAACGAUCGUCUUCAGCUGUCCGAACAGCAGUGGAUCACUUAAAUAAUACAUUCAACAAAGAAAUGAAACAUGACCACUUUGUUCUCUCUAUUCGAGACAUAACAUCCAAGCUCCGUGACAUGUUCGGUGAAGCAACGCAAAUCAUAGCAGCACUCCCAGAUCACAAAAAACAUGAAAUUGAAAAGACAGAAGCGCUCAUUGGAAAUGAUAUGUCGCAAAUGAGCAGCACAAUGCAGAAAUUGUUAUCAGACAUGGAUCAACCAUCUUCUAAUAUAUUAAAAAGGGAGAUCGUAAGAAUCGCCAGAGAUCUGUCGACCAAUUGCCAAAACUUCUACUCCUUAUUGGAACAACAAAGUCAGCCUACUUCUCGUACAGAAUUCAGAGCUGUUUUGAGCGAUUGCUGA
Auanema sp. JU1783 is the source of this 2592-nucleotide messenger RNA. Lineage: Eukaryota; Metazoa; Nematoda; Chromadorea; Rhabditida; Rhabditidae. The record is from the annotation of a GenBank genome assembly.